Ooceraea biroi (clonal raider ant) is the source of this 3273-nucleotide messenger RNA. Its product is annotated as tyrosine-protein kinase Wsck. Gene Ontology annotation, biological process: protein phosphorylation; multicellular organism development; cell surface receptor protein tyrosine kinase signaling pathway. NCBI's taxonomy places the organism in Eukaryota, Metazoa, Arthropoda, Insecta, Hymenoptera, Formicidae. Gene Ontology annotation, molecular function: transmembrane receptor protein tyrosine kinase activity; ATP binding; protein binding. The record is from RefSeq and is a predicted model, not a curated record. Gene Ontology annotation, cellular component: signaling receptor complex; plasma membrane.
AAGGGAGCGGUCGUAAGGAGGAACGGAGAGAGGAAGAAGUCCAGAAGAGAAGAAGAAAGAGAAGAACGAAGAGUUGUUUACUCCUCGACAAACUCCUUUCUCUCAUCGGCGUUCGAUUCUAUUCUCUUCUCACCGAGGAUCGCGCUUACGAUGAGCGCUCGCGAAUUCAGCGACCUGAAGUUGGCUGUUUGUGAUUUAUCGACGGGCGAGUGCUCCGGUUGGACGCGACAGACGUAACAUAACCUCCGCGUACCGCGUUGUAUCAUCGUCCCGCGUCGCGUGUUGACUCAUACUCUUUGUUGCGCGCACGUACGUACAUUCCAGGUGAACAAUUCAUUCACGUCGCUAUGUAACGAACGAACGCGGCGACUGAGAGCUUCGUUGAUGUAACGCCAUGCCCGCGAUCAGGAUGAUCGUGUCUCUGUUAUUUUUCUGCGGUGUUCACCUCGCGCGCGGCCAGAAGUACGAGGGUUGCUUCCAGAGCUCGCCCUCGGAGCCCGAGUUGCCGUCCCCGACCCUGGGGUACGCCAGCACGCCCGCCGAGUGCAUCAAGGCAUGCCGUUCUCGAUAUCACAUGUUUGCGGGAUUGAUGAAUGGGCAGCAAUGCUACUGCAUCAGCAGAUUUGGCCGAAACGGACCAUCGAGCAGCUGUACCAUUCCUUGCGUUGGUGAUCCUGUUAAUUACUGCGGCAGCAAUGAAGCUAUGAGUGUCUUUACUACUGGCCAGCAAGGGCCGAGUCCGCCACGGAGAGUAUACGUAACUCGCGAUGACAUAGACGCUCUUGUUAUAACGUGGCAGCCACCCGACAUACCCAACGGAAACGUUACAUCCUACACUGUUCGCGCUGUUGCCGUUGAAACGCACGCGAGGAACAUGCUAUCGCCCAUCGAGAGCCAGAUUCAAGGAGGAGCAUCGAACAGCACGGUUCUGCGAGGCCUCCAACCCGGCAGUAAAUACAAUAUAACUAUCACUGCCAGUAACGCGCAAGGGCCCAGCGAUCCAGCGCAUGCGGUAGCGUGGACCUCGAUCGGCCCUCCUGAUAAGCCAGCCACGCCCAAGGUGCUGGAGCGCGGUGACAGCACCGUAACAGUCAUGCUCACCGACGGUCACAGCGAGUACGGGCCCAUCAGCACGUACCAAGUGAUAGUCGUACAAGCGGGCACUAUACCUCCGGUUGGCCCCGAUGUUGAGUUCCUGAACUACGACGGCGCGUUGAAGAACGGUCUGAGUUACUACGUCGCCGCGCAGUUCGAUCCGUCGGACUUUCAUAGGUACAAGAGGUUCACGGUGGGUGACGGGAAGCAGAUCGGAGGCUACUACAACGCUCCACUGAGAGACCAUUUCACCACCGCGCAAAUCGGCCUGGCAGUGGUCUCGCGAGUGCAAACGGAGGUGCAACGCUCUUAUUCCGACCUGACCAGCUACGCGCUCGCCCACGAGGAGACAUCCAGCCAGAUGGACUCGACGGCACUCGUACUCUGCAUAGCGAUUACAAUUUUGAGCAUCUUGCUUGCCGCUUCGAUUAUGUUGUACUUCGCGCUGCGACGACGACACGAGAGAUUCCACAUGCGGAAGCUGCCGGAGCAGCAAGAGCUGACGUUGCAAGGUCCGGUGUACGAGGUGGACAACAUGGGUUACAUUCCAGAGGACAUUCCCGAGCGAGUGAAUCAUUACCAGGAACUGAAGAAAAAGGUAUGGAGCAUACCGCGAAAUGCUCUGUCCAUCGACAACGUUCUUGUGCGAAGGGGACGAUUUGGCACCGUGCACACCGGCACCGUUUUGAAGGACGACGGAUCGUACCCGGUGACGGUGCACACGAUAGCCGACGGCUCGCUGAAGAGAUCCGACAAGAGGCACAUGCUGAGGGAACUAGACGUGUGCAUCAGAGCGGGUUCCAUGAGGAAUCUCGCGGGUCUCGUGGGAACGUGCGAGACUCCCGACACGUUGUACGUCGUGCUGGAAUUGCCGCCGCAAAUCCUAAAAAAUCGUCUGCUGGUCGCACGGUCCGGAGACCCAUUUCCGGUCGAUCGAAUACUGCCGAUCGCGUCCUCGCUAGCGGCCGCGUUGCGAUACCUGGCGAGUCAUAAAAUCGUUCACCCUCACGUCUGCGCGCGAAGCGUGGGAUUGCUGAGCGACUGGACGCCCAAGCUCAUGGGUCACGGCAUCGCCAAGUACGCGUUGGAGGACAUAAAGCACGGCAGGUGGACGGCGGUCGAAUGCUUCGACACUCAAAAGAAGCACCAACCGGGCGUGAUAUGGGCGUUUGGCGUACUCUUGUGGGAAAUAUUCAGCAUGGGAGGGACACCGUACUCGAAUUUGACACUUGACAGUGAGGUGGAGGACGCGGUCACACGAGGCACUCGGCUACCACAAUUGCUGGACGUUCCCGAUCCAAUUUACGAAGUCAUGUCGUCCUGUUGGCGGGAUGAUCCCGAGGAACGGCCGACGUUCGAGGAGCUUACACGCUUGGAUACCUUGAGUAUUUGUCCUAUCACUGCAAUCACGGAGCCGUACGUACCAGAAUUGGAGUUGUAUUAACAUUCUUAAUUUUACGUAUAUCUGCAUUUACUUAAUAAAUCGCGCGGCAUCGGAGCUCAAUGUUGUAAAUAUCGUACACCGUGUUCAUGAGAAUUUCUCAUAGAUUUAGCGGAUACUAUAUAUUUAUCGUUACCAAUAUAUACAUAUUUUUAGUAUCUGCAUCUUAUCUCACGUCUCGAACUUAAUUGUAUCGUAUUGUAAGGAGCGUAAGGUAAAUAUUACAAGCAUCAAUGCGCGCACUUUCCGUCCAUAUCUCAUAGAAAAUAGCUCAGAUUGAUAUACGUGGAUGACAAGUAAGAAAAUUAUGGCAAAGAUAUAUCGAUUGACGUGAAUGUAAUGUAUCGCGCAUCACUAUCGUAGAAAAUAAUUCUAUUUUCUUCUAUAUUUUUACACAAUAUUUCGAUAUUUUACAUUAUUUAUUCGAAAACGCAAUUUUACUUUUGAAUUUUUUAAUUCAUCAUAAAUGUCAGGACACAGAAAAUAUUUUAUUACUCUCUUUUGUUGGUUGUGAGAAUCAUAGAUAUAUAUAUAUAUAUAUAUAUUUUUGUGGCAUCUUUCAAUUAUUACUAAUUUAAUACUUGUGCAUACUACGAAUCAUUCUUACUCAAUAAUAUUCUCAGUUUAUACACACGCAAGUACAAAUUUGUAUGUAUAUUAUUGUCAAAAAUCGAUAUACUCUUUAGUGUAUAUAUUUUUUGGACAAAUAAUUAAUCAAUAUAGAAAUUGCCAAGGAA